This is a messenger RNA of Aspergillus terreus NIH2624, 3756 nucleotides long. RefSeq lists its product as uncharacterized. Gene Ontology annotation, cellular component: membrane. Gene Ontology annotation, biological process: transmembrane transport. The transcript is spliced from 5 exons. NCBI's taxonomy places the organism in Eukaryota, Fungi, Ascomycota, Eurotiomycetes, Eurotiales, Aspergillaceae. The record is from RefSeq and is a predicted model, not a curated record. Bases 1 to 3756 code for a protein of 1251 amino acids. Gene Ontology annotation, molecular function: ABC-type transporter activity; ATP binding; ATP hydrolysis activity.
AUGGAUGGCUGCCGGCCAGAGGCCGACAACGUGUUCGGACCUGUGGUGGCAUCCUGCCGCGAUGGAUUUGACUUCACUCUGCUUUUCGAACAGGCCAUUCUCUCGGUGGCACCGUCCGCGCUCGUGCUCGCAGCAUCGGCAUAUCGCCUUCGGGUGCUCUAUCGUCAACCCAGCAAGACCAUCUCCACGGCGUCAGUGCCCUGGGCAACAGCGAAGCAGGCGGCUAUACUCGGCUUUGCGAUCACGCAGUUGAUCCUCACUAUCCUGUGGGCGGUACCGGGGCACAAUCCCACGCAACUGUCCAUCGCAGCAUCUGCGCUUUCCUUCACCAGCAGCAUCGUGCUCGCCGGGCUGUCGUAUGUGGAACACGAUCGGUCGGUCCAUCCGUCGGCCAUCCUCACCACCUACCUGCUUUUCUCUAUUCUCUUCGAUGUCAGUCAAAUGCGGACGCUCUGGCUUCGACGGACAGACACUGCGAUUGCGAUUGUAUUCAGCGUCGGCACCGUGAUGAAAGCGGGCAUGCUUGGCGUAGAGAUGGUCGGAAAGCGCUCCAUGCUGCAGUCGCCCUAUCGAGAUUGGUCGCCGGAAACUUUGGGGGGAGUAAUUAAUCGGAGUGUCUUCUGGUGGUUGAAUGACCUCCUGCGCAAGGGCUCCGCCACUGUACUGCACCUAUCUGAUCUGUACCCGCUGGAUCCAGGCCUGGAGUCAGCUCGUCUGCAGUCGAGCCUGAAAGCCGCCUGGGAGAACGCCGCUCAGCAAAAGACCUACGCGCUAUUACUCGCAACCUUCAUCUGCUUCUGGAAGCCGAUGGUGGCGGCUGCUAUUCCUCGAAUUGCCCUUAUCGCCUUCAAGUUUUGCCAACCGCUUCUCGUCGACCGCGCGGUCUCCCUGCUCAGCGAGCCUUACGGCCCUAAAGAAACCAAUAUCGGUCGCGCUUUGAUCGGCGCAACGACCUUGGUUUAUGCCGGAGUGGCAGUAUGUACGGCGCAGUAUAAACAUAAAACAUAUCGCUACAUUACUAUGAUGCGCGGUGGGCUCAUCAGCUUGAUAUACGAUACGACCCUUCAGCUUGAUACUCAGGCAGCGAAUGAAGCAGCUGCGAUUACUCUGAUGUGUACGGAUAUUGAUAGAAUUGUAGCCGGAUUUGAGUGGGCUGAUGCUCUCUGGGCUGGACCUAUCGAGAUCGCCGUUGCCAUUUACCUGCUCUACACUCAGAUAGGACUGUCUUGCCUUGGGCCCGUGAUCAUCGCUGUCCUGUUUGUGGUGACCAUGCUCGCUUUUGGCAAGCUCUCCGUCAAGUACCAAAGGGACUGGAUUGAAGCUGUGCAGCGCCGCGUCACCGCCACCUCCUCAGUGCUUGAUAACAUGAAGGGAAUCAAAAUGUCCGGCUUAUCAGACGUGUUCAAUGCAGAGCUCCAGCAGCUGCGAGUUCUGGAACUCACAGUUUCCUCGAAGUUCCGACAAAUCAUCGCGCUCUGCGCGGUGCUUUCAAACUUUUCAGGCGCCACUAUCCCCAUCUUGACUUUGAUCAUUUAUGUCUUGGUUACUCGAGCGACAACGGGGGUGGAACUUAAUCCGUCUGUGGCAUUCACAUCAAUCUCGCUCGUCGCAUUGCUGGCUGCCCCAAUCCAACAAUUUGCGACGGCCCUCAUCCACUUUGCCGCCGCGACUGGCUGUUUUCAGCGAAUCCAGGAAUACCUGUUAAAGACCGCCCAGCGAGAGGAUCACGUCUCUAGGCCACCUUUCACAACAGAAACUUUGAAUGAAGUAGAGCUCCAGACUAUGAAUCCGUCCGCACGCCGGCACUUGCAAACGGAGAAUCUUCUGUGUCUCCAGGGUACUGCGUUUGCCUUCACCCCUCGGGGAACCCCGGUUCUCCAUGACAUCUCACUGGAUUUACCGGUUGGUAUACGGACAGUAGUGGUUGGGCCUACUGGGAGCGGGAAGACUGCACUGCUCUUGGCUUUAUUGGAUGAACUGUAUACUAUCAAGGGAUUCGUCUACUCGCGCUCGUCGCUUAAAAUAGGGUAUUGUGCGCAAGCGACGUGGCUUCCGAACCUAGAAAUCCGUUCAAUCAUUCUGGGAGACGCUGACUAUGACGAGAGCUGGUACUUGAAGGUCCUUUGGGCUUGUGCAUUGCACCAGGAUCUUCAGGCUUUACCAAAAGGGGACAGAUCGAUCAUUGGGAGUAAAGGUACUAGUCUAAGUGGAGGGCAGAAACAACGAAUCAGCUUAGCUAGAGCACUCUACGCGGGGACACAGUUACUUUUACUGGACGAUGUGCUGAGUGGGCUUGACGCGAACACAGAGCAAACCGUGCUUGACAAUGUGUUUGGGCGACAUGGAAUUUGCCGCAAGACCGGAACAGCUGUGGUUUUCGCCACACAUUCAGGUAUCACAGACUUUCUCAUUCGUUGGAGAACCUGCCUUUAUGUGAAACAAGAUACUGACUUUGUCUCAGCCCAGCACGUCAAGAAGGCUGACCAUGUGAUCAUUAUGGGACCCGGAGGAACUAUUCUGAAGCAGGGCACCCCAUCCUCUGUCAACUUGGUCAGCGCGUACGACGAAGAGAGCGACUCUGAGAUGACGGAUGAUGAUGAUGCUGCUAAUCUCCAAGGCGCUCUUCCCCCGCCGCGGCCGGAAAUAGGAGAGCAAAUGGAAGGGGAACCAGAGGGGGCAGAACUUCUGCGUAAGACCGGUGAUCUCCGUCUGUAUUCGUACUAUUUCCGAAUGCUCGGUUGGGAGGCCACAACAGUCAUGGCAGUCAGCUGUGCCCUCUUCGCUUUCAGCGCCAAGUUCCCAACGGUCUGGCUCGAUUGGUGGUCCGAUGCUGAGACCCAGCACCCAGGGCAGCAGACAACCAUGUACAUGGCCGUCUACGGCAUGUUCUGCGUAAUCUGUCUCAUCGUCCUCAUAGUGGGCAUCUAUGUACUAGCCAUGGCGGGAAUACCUCGGUCGUCCAACAAACUCCACGCUAUCCUGCUUCAAAGGGUGAUGGCCGCUCCAUUCUGGUUUUUCGUCUCGACAAUUGGCCUUCGAACGGCGAGAUUGUCGUCUCAAAUCUUAGCAGCCAUUAUCGGUGAGAAAUUGGGUAUCUGUGGCCGCACGGGAAGCGGGAAGACAUCGUUUAUCCUCACCAUACUUCGCCUAACGGAGAUCACCAAGGGCGAGAUCUUUCUGGACAGUCUCCCCCUCUCGAGCCUUUCGCGGAUGCUCGUACGGCAAAGCAUUACGGCCAUUCCGCAGGAGCCACUCAUUCUGCGCGGCACGGUCCGCUUUAACGCUGACCCAUUUUCACGACACUCUGACGGACGGAUCGUCUGGGCCUUGAUGGAAGUGGGAAUCUGGGACCUCAUUACUACACGAGGCGGCCUCGAUGCCGAAAUGGACAAUGUUGCCUUGUCGCGCGGUGAGCAGCAGCUGUUCUGUCUAACUCGCGCACUCUUGGCCAAGCCGCGUAUUCUCAUACUGGACGAAGUGACCUCUAGCGUCGACAGCGUCCGUGAAGAACACGUAAUGAAGGUGCUGCGCCGCAACUUUGCGGAAGCAACUGUGCUUAUGAUUGUGCACCACUUGCAAUUUGUGCGACAGUUCGAUAGGAUCUUAGUGCUGAAUCAAGGAAAGGUGGUCGAAUGGGGCGAGCCGGAGCAGUUAAUGACGCAGGACUCGGCUUUCCGGUCUUUAUUGAAAAGUCAGCAAGGCACCACGGCAUAUAGACACCCGCGAACCUCAGGUACUCGUGGCACUCUUGCAUGA